Molecule: messenger RNA, 4986 nt
Organism: Fusarium verticillioides 7600
Lineage: Eukaryota; Fungi; Ascomycota; Sordariomycetes; Hypocreales; Nectriaceae
Exons: 2
Coding region: 207-1613 (468 amino acids)
Cellular component (GO): U5 snRNP
Molecular function (GO): protein binding
Source: RefSeq, a predicted model, not a curated record
CUAACAUCAACUCGGUGGAGCUGAUUGCCCCAACCAGAAUAGCGAGUUCUGGAACCCAUGCUCAGAAGUCUUAAACAUACAUAUAAGCUCCGUCAAGCUUUCUUCAUCUUUUCACUUUCCAUACCCAAUUUAAGCAAUCCUCACUUUGACUAAUACCCUGCCAAUCCUCAUACUCUUGGCACUCAACAAACCAAUCAAUAGUGGCCAUGGCGUCACGAUAUUCGGCAGCGCGCCCGAAGCGCGACGGCGAGAACUUUGCGCGUACCCAUCAUAACGAAGACAGCGGCGAUUCUAAGAGAGUCAAGUUUGACGUUCGAAAUCCCUCCACGCUUGCGCCUGACGCGCGUGAAGAAGAUGCUAUCCUCGAUGCUGAUGUCAUUGGUGUAUCGGGAGCUACGAAGCGUGGAGCUGUCAACCUCGACGGUUAUGACAGUGAUUCAGAUAACGAAACCUUCAAUGCACGCGCCGAGAACCGCAAGCGAGGCAAAGUCGACAUUCUUGAGCAGCUCGACAAUUACGACGCCACCCAUCCUGACCCUGCAGUACCGGGUACUGCGGCUGGUGAUGAUGAUGAUGACGACGACGAUAUGUUUGCUGCGGACGAUGCUGGUGGGGAAAAAGAGAUCCCCGAGGAGGGAGACUUCGAUAAGAAUGGUCGCAAGAAGGACAAAGUUCGGUUCCUAGAUGCGGAUAAAAUCGAAGGCGUGGAGAACACCAGCAGAGACAAGGGGGGCAUCCGACUCGACGAUGAAAGCAGCGACGACGAGGCAGAUAUAGACCUAGCCAUACAAGAAGAGGGCAUCGAUGAAGAGGUCGGGGCUGGAGGUCUCAAGAAGAACGCCCCCAAAGUCGAAGCAUUCAACCUGAAGCAAGAAAUGGAAGAGGGUCAAUUCGACCAAGAUGGCAACUACGUUCGCAAAGGCGGCGACCCUGACGCCGUGCACGACAACUGGUUGGAAGGUCUCAGUAAGAAGGAGAUGAGAAAGGCAGCCGCGGCGCAUGAGAAGCGCGAGGCUGAGGCACGAAAGCAACGCCUAGAGGACGACGAGGUCCUCGUGUCAGAUUUGCUCAAGACUCUGAUACUCAAUCUCGAGCGCGCUGAGACGCCACUCGAGGCUCUAGCCCGACUCGGCAAAAAGCAAACAAAACCUAAAAGGAUCCCGAAGUGGAAGCUCAAGAAGAUGAACAAGGGUGCUGAAGGCAUGGAGGUUGAUGGCGGUGAGAACAUUGAGGAUGCGGAGCAAAAGAAGAUCAAGGCAUCAAUUGAUGCCAUCACAGAAGCUGCAGAUAAGCUGUUGAGCCGGGAUCAUGAGGAGAUUUACGAACAAGAGAGAGAGCUCCUCGUCCGAGCAUAUCGUAAGGAGACAGGAGAGGACUGGGUGGAACCAGAAGCUUCGCAGACAAACCAGGAUGAGCAGGCAGCGGUGAAGCCGGGAACAAUGUGGGAGUUCCGAUGGAUAGAUGGACGCGAUGGAAACGGCAGUCAAGGGCCAUAUGACGGGGCCACAAUGAAGGCGUGGAAGGAUGCUGGGUACUUCCCAGAGGGCGCGGUCGAGUUCCGAGCGGUUGAGGAGGGCCGCGAGUGGUCUUUACAUGUCGAUGCUUUUGAGUGAGGGCAUGACAACGGGAUGGGAUGUCAGCCGAGAAACAAACUUAAGGUAGUGCGGGCUGAACAGAUAUCUGGUGUGGUCCGGCCCCUGUCUCUAUCGCAGAAUGGUUGGCAACGAGCGAGUCUCAGCUUAAAAGGGCACCUGCAGCGGCCUUUCCCAUGUUCCGGAGAUGGACAUCCGCUGGCUCAUGUUCUUGUAUGUAUAUGGAUGCUCUUACAACCAGUCAUAUGUGUAUAGGGCCAAGAACAAAACGGGCUGUAAGUGGGCGUUUCAACCCCCGACGACAUGAUGGUGAGUGGAUCCCGUUUCACGUCAAGUACUUACAGCCUGCACGGGAAAGACUGCAUGGCACAGCUAGCUUCGGGUCUGUGGCUCCGGAUCUGAAGACAAUAUUGAAAAUCAAGUUAUCUUAUUAGAUGGACUGGAGGAAGUGCGUGGUGAUCAUGAGGUCCGACGAGGCUUGGCCGCUGACUGGGAUAUGUUUCCAUAAAGGUCAAUGGUCGAGAAUCAUGAUGGUGCAUGAUGGCGCCGCGGGAAGAUGACGAAAGAGGGAAGCUAAAUGCCAAAAAAGACCAUCAAAGGUUUAGAAAGACCCAUGAUAGAUGGACAUGAUAGGGCAUAAUGUGGCAGGUCGUUCCUGGGGAUCCCGAAGUGCGCCGGGAACGGGUGAGGCCGGGCGAGUGGGAUCUCGAAAAAGAGGCUGAAAAGCCGGGGCAGGGAGUAUGGAGUAAGAUAAUGGAGACAUCUGGGGAGAAUGAUGGGGUUGUAUGGGGUUAUACGGAGGGACGGACGAGGUUGGAACCUACCAUGUGCCCUGGCACGCGAGGCUUGAGCCGAUCCAAGCCCGUGAUCCCGUGAUGCUCCGGUACGUGGAGCGGGAGCCGGGGCGGCAGCCGUAGCCGAACCGUCAAGCACCGAGGGAGCAGGAGGUUGAGUCCCGGAGACGAACGGGCUAGAUCGGAGGAGCAGGGAUUGUUCGGGAGUGAUGUAUGUCAGAAGUUGCAUCUCAGUAUGUAAGUGAAUUGUAAGGGUUCGGGAUCUAUUCGACGACGAGUUUUUGUACGUAACAUGAUGAGAGCCUAUGUGGGCUUGGCCUUGAAAUCAUGUCGAUCAAGGUAUCUCGGCAUUGCUACUAUCAGUAGUAUUGGGUGAUUCAAGUAAUGCCAGGAGGAUCGAUAUCAUGAACUGAUAUUGCAAUGCAUAUGUAUCCGUAUGUGUGUUUGGAUGUGCUGUACUGGACGUAGCUAGUCCAGGUCCAGGUCAGAUUAGCACUGGAUUCGCUCAAGGAUCAUGGUGGAGGAUAGGAAGAGACAGGGCAGGGGUUCGGUUGGUUAAGCCCCAGUGGGCUCAGGUCAGGAGAGGUUCGAUCUCAGGUGAGGAAUCUCGGUGAGAUUUCAAGAUAGAUAGGUACAUAAUGACAGUCAGUAUCGACGAAUAUGAGACCAUAAGGGUCCGUGGUUUUAAGGAAUUGUAGGCACGAUGUGGUAGGGCUCUGGCAGAUUCAGGGUCUCCAUUUUUGGUGAUUGGAAACAGAUGCUGGACACACCCAGGGGUCUCGACAAAGGCCCGAUGUCAGAUAAGCGGAUUUUGUUUUGGCGAUGGAAUUGACGUUACAGACGGCAUGCCAUGGCAUGGACUGGUCUGAUCUGAUCUGAUGUAGUAGAGAAGGAUAACAUAAGGAGAAGCGAAUACAGUCGGUCCGCGGAAGCUCGUGGCCUACCAACGGGCCGACAGAGACCCUGUUUUCGGUGAGUUCAUGUUUGAGCUGGGCUGAACUGAAUUGAGUGAGUCUAUUAGUUGAGCUGAUUUUGUUCCAUCAUGAUACCUCUCAACAAUUGUUACCUCACCGAAAGAGAGGUGAGGGACAACAGGGUAGCGUGAAAUAGUACGAGGUCAAUAUUGGCUACCCCAUUGCUUAGAUUUUGGAGACAGGCAUGUCUAGCUAAAGCUGGUAAAAAUACUGCAUCCUUGAACUAGAAUAACUGAUAUGAUGAGCUGCAACAGCUUGUUAUUAUAAUAGUAUUAUAUCAUGUUUAUUACAUGUUGAUAUCGAGUCAAUGCCCCCGCGACUCAAAGACCGAGAACGUACAGCCCCACCACAUUGCGUAAAAGACGCAACACAAGCUGUACAUAAAAAACCGCAGCUACCUAGAUUCGAACCAAGAUCAGGUACUAAGCCCCAUUCAGUGUCACCGUCUCAGUGGUGAAGCUUCUAGCUCAAUUAAGGCGACUCCGGUAUAAGUGGGCAAAGCAUUGGAUACGUAAAUAGGAUAUUAAAAACAUUUGUCGUCGUGGAGAUAGGCAUAUCGAAAGACGAGAUGGAAACAAGACACCUUUACAAAGGAUUGGAUUCAUACGAUAAUCACCUGGUAGCGAGGACUCGGAACCGUACGACUCAUUUGUGAUCGGUGAACAAGGCGAACCGAGCCUUCAAUAUGUCGAGCGACGGACGUGCAUAUUCAUCGGCGGCGGCAGCCGUUAACGAUGAAAUCAAAGAUAGAAGCAUAUUAUUAUGGGUUGGCAAAGUGAGUGAGAAUGGAUAGGAUAGGAUAGGAUAAUAUGGCGGCAAAUAUCUAGGGGAGCCAGGGAUUGCAUUGUAACUUUGCGGCGUAAAGCCUACAGAUCUCAUCGUAUCGUACGUACAGUAAGGAAAGGUAGCCCAAGAUGAUGAGGCGUUCAUGUCCACUAUAACCGGAGGCUCCGGAGAGAGAUGGGAUUGUGUGAAAACAUCUGAUCUGAUCGACAAGUGACGCAUUCCUUGGAUAAUCAACUAUCGGAUUUGCUGUCUGUCCUCUCCAUCACGGAGAGUUGCACGGUAGAAUGCGGUGCCUUGUUCGGCGGCACCUACAGAAAUAUCAAGGAUGAACGUGGACGUGGACGGGCUACGGGCGAGCGAUGGGAUCAACAGAGAGUGGCACCUCAUGCAUCCAUCCAUGGAGGGGUAGAGCAGAAAAGAUACAUGGUUUUGAGAGGGAGGGGCAUAUUGCAGGGAGGUAGCUUUUCAGGACAUCACCCCACCACGAAGCUCUCGUCAGUGGCGGGGUCUGAGACAUGAUGAAGCUGAGGGCAGAGCCUAGGACGUCAAGUACCUUAGAGAUAGAGGACUAUCUAUAGUGAGGCUGAGAGAGAAAAAAAAAAAAAAGAGCUCCCACCCUCUCAUCCGAUAUUGAAUGUUCCAUUGGCCCCUGCUGUUAUGAUACACUAGGUACCUUAGGUUGGUAGGGUAGUCUACUGUAUGUACUGUACCCCCCAGGCAACAGGGGUGUAUGUUCGUGGGAUGAUUGAUGAUGUGGUGUUGGUGGUCUAAAGUGGGUUGGUUGCUAAUGGUACGGAUAGAGCAUAUUCUGCUGAGAGAGCAGAGGGAGGAUGAGUGAAU